Molecule: messenger RNA, 1994 nt
Organism: Nezara viridula (southern green stink bug)
Lineage: Eukaryota; Metazoa; Arthropoda; Insecta; Hemiptera; Pentatomidae
Source: the annotation of a GenBank genome assembly
CUGUUAGGAAGGUAAUGACUGUUAUGUUUGACACGUGAAAUUUAAAGACUAGCUCUAAUUCAAAUCAAAAAUUUAGAAUUAUUGUUUACCAUUUUAUCUUUUUUACAAAACAUCAAUAUUAUAAUUAAUAUACUUUAUAAUAAUAUGAAAAAUGUCGACUUCAAUUCAAUCUGUUGUCGAUAAAACUAAUCAAAAGGAACAGAUAUUAGCAGAUCUGUUAUCUAGGGUUAAAUUGUUGAAUGAAAAAAGUUAUUCCACUUUUAUGUCAACCUAUGAGUCAAAAUCUCAAGUUGUCAAUGAUUUAAUUGUAAAAAAUAAGAAGUUAAAAUAUAGGAUGGGUAUUCUGAAGAAUGCCAUUGAAGAACAGAAACAGCAAAGCAAAAAGAGGAAACUAAAUCAAAAUGGUUCUUGGAAUUUUGGAGGUUUGCAAGCUAUAUUGACUGAUAUUUGCACAAUGGGUCUACAAAAGGCUUUUCCUGAUAUUACUGACUUAUAUCAGACUGUGCAAGUCGCUGGGAACCCCAAAUUUGGUGAUUAUCAGUACAAUGCUGCUCAUCAGGUUGUUAAAAUUCUGAAAGAUAGAGGUGUAAAGAUGUCACCUGUCCAAGCUGCUAAGGAAAUAGCUAAUGCCAUAGAAAAAACUUCACUGCUCGAAAAAAUUGAGGUUGUUCCUGCUGGAUUUAUUAAUUUAUGGCUCAAAAAAGAGUAUUGCCAAAAUGUUGUAACUCGGCAAAUUGUAGAAGGCAUCCUUCCUCCUCCAUUAGAUAAACGGUCAACAAUUAUAGGAGAAAGUAUUGCUAGACUUUUUGAAUUUCUCGGCCAUGAUGUUUUGCGAAUAAAUCAUGUCGGAGAUUGGGGAACCCAAUUUGGAAUGCUGAUAGCUCAUUUAGAGGACAAAUUUCCGGAUUACCUCACAGUUUCGCCUCCAAUCGCUGAUCUUCAAGCCUUUUAUAAAGAAUCAAAAAUAAGAUUCGAUUCUGACCCAGACUUUAAAGCGCGAGCAUAUAACUGUGCGACACACUUCAAGAUCCUUUUCAGUUGUGCCCAACGAGCAGGAAUAUGGGAUCCUAAGAAAGUUAGGCUUGAUUUUGUAGCCUUUGGUGUCGUCCUCGGGGAAGACAAGAAGAAAUUUAAAACUCGUUCUGGAGAAACAGUACGUCUUAGUGAUCUCCUUGAAGAAGGUGUACAGCGGGCUGAAGCUGCUCUGAAAGAGAGGAAUAGAGACGCAGUUCUCACAGAAGAAGAAUUCAAUAAAGCGAAAACAGCUAUGUUGGAAGAUAAGGGCAAUACUGCAGUUUAUUUAUUGUAUGCAUUAACUAGAAUCAGGUCGAUAGCUCGUAAUGCAAAUAUUACAUCUGCUGAAAUACAAGAAGCUGCUAAGACACAAUUAGUUGCUGUUGAACAUGAGAAAGAAUGGAAGCUAGUAAAGAGUUUUGGACUACCUUCCGUGAAAGGUCCUUUUGAUGGCCAACAGGAACUUGGACUUGUUUCAGGUCCAUUUGAAGUUCAUGACACCUUUGGUUUUGGAAUCAAAAAGGUUAAGGAGAAUGUAACUGCAGUUCAUCCAUUGGAGUUAUCUGAAAGAAAUUACUCGCUAAGGGAGGAAAAGCUCAAUUUGGGAAUGCUCCGGAACAAUCAAGGCUUACAUGCUCCAUUGAAAGUUAUGGCUGAACUUCGGGCAACCAGACAAGUUGGAAGGCUCCCGUUCUUACCGAGUUCAGAUUUAUCUACUGCUACCAUUAAAAACAGUGAUGAUUUCAUCGACUUCACAGAUUUCCUUAACCAUUCAGAAUUUGAAGAAAAACGUUUGAUGCCUCAUGUUGUAAUGGAAAGAAGCCUUGGUAUUUUGUAGUAGUAAUAACUCUUUGGAAUUUUUUUUUAAAAUACAUAUACUUGGUCAAUGAUUUUUUUUUUUUAUCUUUUAAAACGUUAUAAAUUAUCAUGAUAAUGUAUCUUAAUAAAAACAUUGAUAAUAAUUCUGUUCAAUUUUAUUU